GGGAAAGAUAUGUACUUGAAAAAAACAGAGCAUCAAGCUUUUGUAUAAAGCAUUAUUAUGGUGCGCUUUUUGAAUGCCAGCAGAGGAGACGAAGCAAGUUCCUAAUCUACUUCACCAAACGGUCUUCUUCUACCUUCUUUAACCAUCUCCACUCCUAUCCAUUUCUUCCUUCUCAGCUCUCUCACUUUGCCAGAUUCUGAAAAACUUUGAUGCUGCGAAUUUGAAUUUAUCAGCUUCUUCCGGAUCAUUUGAAUAUUUUACUGGUUUCUGUUCCUGCAAUAAUGGCGGCCGGUGGAUCACUCUCAUACUCGGUGGCGUCCUUGGUGGAGGACGUACUUCAGCAGCACGGGACUCGAUCAUGCGGUCUCGAUUUGGACGCUCGUCGUGCGGAAGAAGCUGCAAUGAGGAGGUAUGAAGCAGCAAAAUGGUUGAGAAAGAUCGUGGGAGUGGUGGGAGCAAAGGAUCUGCCAGCAGAGCCAUCCGAGGAAGAAUUCAGGCUUGCCUUAAGGAACGGAAUCAUUCUUUGUAAUGCACUCAACAAGAUCCAACCUAGGGCUGUGGUCAAGGUGGUUGAAUGCCCUUGUGAUGCCAUGCUGAUCCCAGACGGAGCAGCUUUAUCUGCCUAUCAGUACUUUGAAAACUUGAGGAACUUUCUGGUAGCAGUGAAUGAGUUGGGAAUCCCAAGCUUUGAGGCAUCUGAUAUGGAGCAAGGAGGGGCAUCUUCUAGGAUUGUCAACUGUGUUUUGGGUCUCAAAUCAUAUGCCGAUUGGAAACAAACAGGUGCUACGCCUAUCUGGAAAUUUGGUGGAAAUGUAAAACCAACUGCAUCAUCAAAACAACUCGUGAGAAAAAAAUCAGAACCAUUCAUGAACUCUUUGUCAAGGGCAGUGUCAAUGAAUGAGAAAUCUUUGAGUGCUUCAGAGGCUGAGAAUAAUACAAUGCCUAAUUCUUCUUUGAGCACACUUGUCCGUACAAUUCUUUCAGAUAAGAGGCCUGAAGAAGUUCCAAAUCUUGUAGAGUCUAUAUUAAAGAAGGUUGUUGAUGAGUUUGAGCAUCGUGUGGCAGGCCAAAUUGAAGCACAAACCAGAGAAACUGUCAAUGACUCAGCUAUGUCUCUUGCUCACAAGCCAACCUCCAUUAGUGAAUUUAGAAACAAAAAGGUUGAACAGACAAAUAUGGCAAUGAUGAAAAAAGAGGACUGUAUCAUUGAUGAAGAAGAACUUAAAAGAAUAUGGACACAGCAUCAAACAAUUGUUGAUCAACAACAAAGAGAUCUUAAGGAGCUUAAGCAAACUCUUCAUACUACAAAAGCAGGCAUGCAGUUCAUGCAGAAGAAGUUUUAUGAGGAUGUUCAGAAUAUUGGACAACACAUAUAUGGCCUUGCACAUGCAGCUUCAGGCUAUCAUAGAGUUCUUGAAGAAAACCGCAAGCUUUACAAUCAAGUCCAAGAUCUUAAAGGAAGUAUUAGGGUAUAUUGCAGAGUAAGGCCUUUCUUAAAUGGACAGCCAAGUCAUUUGAGUAUCAUAGAUGGAAUUGAGGAAGGUAAAAUUACAAUUCACACUCCUUCAAAGUAUGGGAAAGGAAGUCGGUCCUUCAAUUUCAACAAAGUAUUUGGGCCAUCUGCAACUCAAGGGGAGGUGUUUGCAGAUACUCAACAAUUAAUCAGAUCAGUUCUUGAUGGAUUCAAUGUUUGUAUUUUUGCUUAUGGUCAAACAGGGUCAGGGAAAACUUUUACCAUGAGUGGACCUAGCGAUCUCAGUAAGGAAAAUGAAGGGGUAAACUACAGGGCCUUGGGAGAUUUAUUCCUACUUGUAGAGCAAAGAAAGGACACUUUCCAUUAUGAUGUAUCUGUUCAAAUGAUCGAGAUUUAUAAUGAACAAGUCAGAGACCUCCUUGAUUCUGAUGGUUUGAACAAAAGACUAGAAAUCCGUAGUAGCUCUCAAGGACUCGCUGUACCUCAUGCAAGUGUUGUACGUGUAACUUCAACUUCAGAUAUUAUAGAUCUCAUGAACAUAGGGCAGAAGAACCGAGCAGUAGGGGCAACAGCACUCAAUGACCGAAGUAGCCGUUCUCACAGUUGCUUAACCGUUCAUGUACAAGGAAAAGACCUCACUACUGGAGAGAUUCUUCUUGGUUGUAUGCAUUUGGUUGAUCUUGCAGGAAGUGAGAGGGUGGACAAAUCUGAAGUUACAGGAGAUAGACUCAAGGAGGCACAACACAUAAAUAGAUCUCUUUCCGCUCUUGGUGAUGUCAUCUCUGCACUUGCCCAAAAGAACACACAUGUCCCUUACCGGAACAGUAAACUUACACAGCUUCUUCAAGAUUCCCUUGGAGGUCAGGCCAAAACACUGAUGUUUGUUCACAUUAGCCCUGAACCUGAUGCCUUAGGGGAAACAAUUAGUACAUUAAAAUUUGCAGAACGAGUUGCUACCGUGGAACUCGGUGCUGCAAGAGUUAACAAAGAUUCUGCAAACGUGAAAGAGCUUAAAGAACAGAUAGCUAGUCUAAAGGCAACUUUAGCUAAAAGGGAAAUGGAGACAGUGCACCAAAAGAUGCCUGACAGUCCAUGUAACAUGCUGGCAGGAUCUAACAAUCAAAGGAAACCAAUGGAGGAAGUAGGCAAUAUAGAGGUGAAUAGCUCUGCACUGAGGGCAAAGAGGCAACAAAGCUUUGAUCUUGAUCAAAUGUAUGGAAUAGCUCCGCUCUGGCCACCUGUCAACAGUCCUGGAGGGAAUCAUAUUCUGGAAGAUACCAUUCACUCGGGUGGGUGGGUGGACAAGGUCAUGGUCAACAAACAAGAACCUAUACCCUUUGGUGGUUGGGGCGCAGAAAAUGGAGAAAUGCAUGGCAUCCUUCACCAGAAAUAUGUCUCCGGUAGUCCACGUAACCUAUUCCCUGCAACUGAUGAUUUGGAAGAGCUUGAUCCUGCAACUAGUGAUUCAUCCGAUCCGGAUAUCCUAUGGCAACUCAAUCCCUCAAAACAGAGUGUCAGGUCAAAGAUCCCAAAACCAAGCAUAGAACCGGUAAAAAGCCCGCACUCAGGGGCCUCCGCUCAUAAAGCAGGCUCAAGAAAGAAAAAUGGGAGUGUCCAACAUCCUCAUCAAAUUAGUAGACAGGCAAUUGCAGUUGAAAUGAAACGUAAAGCUGGGAACCGAAAGUAAAGGAGGAUCCAUUAUGAUUGUGAGAUAUGUUGCUGUUUUCUACUGAUUCUUUAUUUUUUUCUUAAAUUUUUUUAUUGGGAGUUGAGUGUCAAGGAUGUAUAGUGUUUUAGUGAUUCCCACACUUAGUUUCCUUCUGCAUUCGUUUACUGCUUGCAGCAGAAAAAUCACAGCUUAUGUAACAACUCUGAGUUAACUCUGAGUUUUUGUUGUAAAUUUCAUCAACUUAUACACUUUCUGGGUUUCUCAAAUGAAUAUAGUACGGUGGUUUUGCCUACUAAUGAAGUUCACAGCUCAUCUUAUUA
Molecule: messenger RNA, 3463 nt
Organism: Cuscuta epithymum
Lineage: Eukaryota; Viridiplantae; Streptophyta; Magnoliopsida; Solanales; Convolvulaceae
Source: the annotation of a GenBank genome assembly